Molecule: messenger RNA, 2169 nt
Organism: Sclerotinia trifoliorum
Lineage: Eukaryota; Fungi; Ascomycota; Leotiomycetes; Helotiales; Sclerotiniaceae
Source: the annotation of a GenBank genome assembly
AAUCUAACUUAUAGGUACACGUAUUGGUAUGAUCAGAUGGAUAUAAAGAUUGACCCAGUACGGAGUACGUAUAUAUAUGCCCAGCUAGCUACCAUCAUUCUAUAUAUACCGUCGUAUAUUUUAUCUCACUUAUUAUUAAUCAUUCUUUUUCAUUUCUUUUCAUUUCUAUCUGUGAACGCCAAUUUCCGGUGUUUCCCUCGCGUAUCAUGUCUUAUCAAAUGCAGACACUGCCUGGAAUCACCUUGCAUGGUGAACCCGAAAACACUGGAGUCUAUGAUCAGCAGGAGAUAGUAACGAUAGUAACACAAUAUUACGAAUUACUCGCCUAAUUGCGUUACUUCCCCUCAUCCUACAUCAAAUAUGCGCCCCACGAUCCUCCGAUCGACGUGGAUCUCGCCAAGAGCUAUAAUCUCGAGCCGCAAGUCAUUGAACUUCUUCAAGCACUUCCAUAUGUUAGGCUAUAGCAAUAGAGAUGAGUUUAUUCUCGGUGGAAGUUUUGCCGAUAUGAGGGACCCCAAAGUGUUAAAGCAGAGUCGAGAUCCCGGUUACUGCUCUCCUGAUGGAGGGUUUGAUGAUGAGAAUGGAGAGUAUGUGAGACCCUGGGAGCUCUGUUAUCAAUGAAUGUGGAAAUGGUGGGCCGAUAAUGUAUCUUGAUACGAGAAAUGGUAAUGUUUCGAGCUGUCGUUAUUCCAUCUUAAGCUGUUAGGACUUUUGAAGUUUGGGCCGUGCUCAAAGUCACACCAUGAUACUUUAACAUUCCAUCCCCAAAUUCUUGCUCUAAUUAUAUCCAAUGUUCAAGCGGACUACAGCAUGAUGAUAUUUAUUUCCUGGUUGACAACUCCAAAAUAUCUUUCUUUCGUCAUGUUACACCUCAAAUUCUCUCAGCAGUGAUACUCAAUACCAAAAUUGGUUCCUUCGCCCCGAAAACUUCAUUUCAUGAUUCAAGCUCUGUACUAACUCAAAUCAGGUCACAUCACAGUAAUUGGCCAAGAAUCCGGCUGUUGCGAAGAUCCAGGUCUCUUUGGUUUUCCUGAACGUCCUGAAGGUCCUAACCGCAAUUCGCACGCUCAUUUACCCAGCCGCCAUGUCAAGGAAUUCUUUGAAGAGUGCACAAAUAGGCUUCUGAAACUCCAAUGGAUCCCCAACUCUGAGGACCGUAGAAUGCUCUGUGAAUGUGGCGAAGAGGUACGCAUUUUUUUGUAUUGUUAUACCGGAGCCAAAUCUUUUCCUCACUUAAAAUUGAUAUCAACCUUCUCGCAUUUUUUCCCUUCACAAAAUUCCCUCGGAUGAUUCUCUAACAUCGACCAGUACGCGGAUUUAAAACUUCUUUUUCGCACCUACGGCUGGCCCAGAAACUUCAACUCUACUGGCUUUGACUCUGCAUACACACGCUGGCGCGAAUUUAUAGAUAUUAAACAAGACGCCGCAUACUGUGCCAAUGUGAUACACGCGAUCCACCACUUAGACUGCACCACGGAACGCCUCAACUUCCACUCCCGCCGCCUACGUAACGGGAUCUGGGAUCGCGAUCCCGGUAAAAAUCCAGCACUGAUUAAAGAACUGAACACAGUAAUGGACGGCUGAUGGUCAGAAGUACAGAGAGCAACUUUCAUUCUGGAAAGAACUAUUGCCGAACAUGGAGGCUGGGAUGGGGAAAGAACAGAAAUGGUUAAGGCAUGGAAGAAAUAUUUUGAGGAUUCCAUUGAAAGGGAAGAAAAAGACCUGAAGCGGCGAAAGGGGGAGGGGAAGAAUGUUUGUAAGCAGGAGGAAUUUCGGAAGAUAGAGGAGGAGAUAAAGGUUUUGAAGGAGAGAUUGAUGAAUGUGGAUGGACAGCCGAUGACGGCGGGAGAGGCUAUUAGAUCUUUGUAGGGUUCUAUGAUGGAUGUAGAGGAAAUCCUCAAAAGGCUUUCAGAUUACAGUUCAAUAUACUUAAAGCUUUGAUAAGGGGUGAGGAUAUACAUUGGGAUGAAUAAUGUUAUCAAAUAUUCUUUGGCCAUUUCUAUCAUCAGUAUCGUCUAGUAGCUUCUUGUAACGAUCUGGUCGAGGCAGCGGCUGCCUGAGGUUCGUAUAGUUGGUAGUUGUGGGUUAAGGCUAUUAAUCAUUGGUUAUUUAUUUGAAAGUGAAUUCGUUAUUAGAUCAAGUAGAAUAUAGGUAAACUAAUUAAUAACU